UUCUACUUAAUUUUCUUUUCUUUUUUUUUUCUUUCCAUUUUUGUAAAUACUUUUUGGUUUGUCAAUCCAUCUAUUAUUUUGGUUUACUAUUACCAUUUCUUUUGAUGGUUAUCUUAUCAAACUGAGUUUGGGUUGUUGUCGUCUUCUUUAUCUUCCUCAAUUGGGUUCUUUACUCCCCCAAAAGUAAAUUGUUUCGUGUCUAAGUAUGCUUGUUUCAUUGUAGCAGUGAGCUUUACUUAAUUGCUAAUUUUAUACUUCUUUAUUCAUUUGAUAAUUUAUGCACGGAUCUAGUUGAGCUCUUAGGUUAGUGGGAGAUUUUAUUCUUUAUGUUAGAUUUCAUUCCCUUCUCCUUUCUUAUGCUGAUAUAUAAAACUUCUGAUGGUUGCCUUCGUUUAGUCCUCCAAAUGUACAGAUUUUCUUCCCUAAAUUGAGCUGAUUUACACUUUGUUGCUGCAGACUUCUGAGCUUCCUAUUUAACUUUUCAGUGGAUCAGUGUUGGCACAAGACUUUGGUUCAAUUGAAAUGAAAGAAAUUGAGAGAGGAUGACAAACUCUCUGGCUAUGGAGAAUUCUUAUAAUGCUAAUGGAAAUGGACCAACUGAUAAUGGAUACUGUGUUUCAAGGCACUCUUAUCAACCCUCCAUAAAGGGGUCAUUACCUUCGCUGGACAUAAGGGUAUUUUAUGUAAGAGUUUGCAUGUGUGAGCUUGAUGAUUCCACUCCUGAGUUUCUUACACUAAACCAUAUUCCUUUAAAUCCUGACACCCUUCUUGAAGUUAAUGGUGUUCGUUCUGGUAUACAUUCUGAUGGGAUGUCAACCCUGCUCAAAAGAGACCGGGUAGAUAGAAAAUCAGAAGAAGUGACAUUUGUAAGCACUGAUAGCGUAAGGAUGAGUGGUAGUGUGAAGUUUGAGGUGUUUGAUAAAAAUGUUCUGCUGCUUUCUGGGGUUUUAGAAUUAUGUAAUAGCAAUGGUGUUGUUAGGGAAUCAAGUUAUAAUGGACAAAGGUGGAGCAUGAACUGUGAGUCAGAUAUAAUUCCAGACACCAGCUUUUUUAAGGGGAAGCAAAUGUUAUUCCCCACAAUUGAGGUCUACAUUGCGGGGUCCUUCUUGAGUACUCCAAUUAUCUUAACAAAGACCCUGCAGCUUAGUUCUCAUAAAACAUAUACAAGGAGGGGGGUGUUGGAUGCAAUUCCAGAGCAUGAAGCAAGUGAAAAUGAGAAGGAUCCUUCUUCAGCACUUGCUUUUCAGGUAGUUACUGCUCUUUUGAUUAUCGACAAACAGGAAGAGGAUUAUAACAGCCUGUACUCAAGAACAGCAUAUCCAGAGGGCGAAGAUGGAGAACUUUCAUGGUUUAAUGCUGGUGUUAGGGUAGGUGUUGGUAUUGGACUGAGUGUUUGUCUAGGAGUUGGCAUUGGAGUUGGCCUGCUUGUUAAAACCUACCAAGGCACCACUCGCCACUUUAGAAGAAGGCUAUUCUAAUUGGUUCUUUUUUUUAAGCUUCAAACUCCCCACUUCUUGAUCCAAAGACAACUAACUACCUUUUUGUCCAUCUCCUCUUGAUCCAUAGAUAAACAACAUGUUAAUGUUUUGUCCAACUGAGUGCUGGAUAUAUAUCUAGAUGUAUAAUUUUUUGUUUCUUUGUUUGCUGUAUGUAAUAUAGUUUAUUUUUAGUGCCAUUCUCUACUAGUUAUGAUGUCUAGUAAAGAAGGAAGAAGUUUUCAAUUAUAUCCUCCACUUAUUCAGGUGUAAUAACAUGAUUUGAUUUAAGGGGGGAAUUGGAUUAGUUUUGAUUGUCCUAGUCAUCAUCAUAACAUUGAACCUUGAAUCAAGUAUGGGGAAACUGAACCCAAAAUGAUUUUUGUCUGAGUUUCUA
Messenger RNA from Gastrolobium bilobum, 1872 nucleotides. RefSeq lists its product as uncharacterized. The record is from RefSeq and is a predicted model, not a curated record. Bases 543 to 1478 code for a protein of 311 amino acids. NCBI's taxonomy places the organism in Eukaryota, Viridiplantae, Streptophyta, Magnoliopsida, Fabales, Fabaceae. The transcript has 2 exons. Gene Ontology annotation, molecular function: phosphoglycerate dehydrogenase activity.